AUGCCGACGCCGACGGAGUACUUUGGCUAUUCGGUCACCAACAUUGGCCCCUUGACCACGAGGUUCACGCCUGCGCCCUCCUGCGCAACGACCACGCCCAACGUUUAUAUCGAGACGGAGCUGGGCGAUGCAAGAGGGCUCUAUGGCUUUCCCAGCUGCAGCUUUCCAAAGUACGAAGGAUGCCUACCCAACGGAAAGGAAUUUGACGAGCUGAAUCGUCAAUUAUCUGCCACCCCACACAAUGGGAACCUUGUAUACCAUUCACCUGGACUGAGAUGCCCGUCGGGAUGGAAGCGGGUGGGCACCGUUCACGGCGGCACAAAACAACCAACGAGGCCGGAGGGCGCCUUUACCGAAAUCACAUCGGCGUCUUCAUCGCCGAACGGCGUUCCGGAACCCAUUCCGAGGCUGGAGGCAUAUGCCAACGUGCUCGGUCCGUCCGAGACUCUGGUGUGGUGCUGCCCAAGGGGCUUCCAGGCAAACAGAGAUGCAUUAUGCACCUCCGACUUGGGUCCUCUCUCGUCAGUUCGCUACUCACAGCGCUGUGAGGUGUAUUUGCCGACAGAGGAUCUGUUGACGGUAACGUCCUAUCAAGGCACGAUUUUGAGUGACCCUUUGGUUGUGGUCACCCCCGCGACAACCGGCAUUAGUACAUCUACGUAUUCUAUAGAUCCGACUGAAACCUCUGGUCUGGUGGUUGUCAGUGCUAUUCCCGUCGUGGCGCUGGUGUACAGACAGGAGGAUAGGCAAGGCGGGCUCAACUCGACUAACACGUCAGAGAUUGACGACAGUGCGUCGAUGAGGUUGAAGCCCAACGUUGUAGCGAUCGCCUUGGGCGCGGCGCUGGCAUCAUGGGCGGUCGCCACUAUUAUUUAG
Messenger RNA from Metarhizium robertsii ARSEF 23, 876 nucleotides. RefSeq lists its product as uncharacterized. Bases 1 to 876 code for a protein of 291 amino acids. Lineage: Eukaryota; Fungi; Ascomycota; Sordariomycetes; Hypocreales; Clavicipitaceae. The record is from RefSeq and is a predicted model, not a curated record. The transcript is spliced from 2 exons.